GGCAGGGGCGGGAUUUAGGAGAUAGGGGACCCUCGGCUUGAUGGAGCAACAAGGAAAGAAGAGCAUAGCUCGGGGAUAAGAGUCACCCGUGGAGGUCAUUAAAUCAACAGAAGAAGGAAGAGUUGGAACAUCAGGAUGGGUUAUGACCUGGAGAGGUUUGUGGGCUACGUGAAUGAGGGCCUCCUGUGCUGCGUGUGUCGCGAUGUUUUACGGCGCCCCCUACAGGCGCCCUGUGAGCACGCUUUCUGCAGCGCCUGCAUCAGUAGCUGGUUGCUCCAUCACCACACGUGUCCCGAGGACAGGCAGCCACUGGACGUGGGCAGCCUCAAGCCUCUCUACAGGUACAUGCGCAACGAUCUGAACCGUCUGCAGAUCCGUUGCGUAAAUUCCAGUCAGGGAUGCGAGGCGGUGUGCUCGCUAGAGAACCUUCACACGCACGAGGAGGAGUGUGACUUUGCCUUUGUGUCGUGCUCAAACUCAGGGUGUCCCGCGCAAGUGGAAAGACGAGGUUUGGAGGCUCACCUUUCAGAAUGCAACUUCUGCAGCCGAGAAUGUCCAAACGGCUGCGGCCACACUCUCCUCUCCAGUGAGCAAUCGCAGCACAACUGUGUGGCGGAACUUCGCUCCGAAGUGGAAAUGCUGCGGUAUGGAACCGUGAGUGGACCAGCCUUCCACCAGUCAGUCACCUGUCAUAAUCUUUCCAUAUGUGCACCACAAAGGGUUGAGAUGGUGUGCAAGGUGGAGGAGGUGAGACGAGAGAUGGAGUCUCGGUUGGACUCGCAGAGGAGACACAUGGUGCAGAAGGAGUCGCAGCUGAAAAAUGAAGUCGAGGAGGUGAAGGGCCAGUUGUCCCGCGUAAUCUGCGACGUGCGUGCUCUGCUUGGAGCAGAACGUCUAAGGCGACAGGAGCUGGCAGAGGUGGAGUUGGAGAAAAGAGAACUGCUGGAGCUCCUCCGAGACCUGCACCCUUCCAGGAAUCAGCAGUCGGCUGACCAGCUGGGCCAAGAGCAGCGUCAGGAAGAGCAGCAGACACCCCGAUGGGAACCUACCUAUGAGCCACUGAGGCACCAUCGGAGGAAAGCUUCCUUAAACCUAUCCAGUCCUUCGCUUCACUCGCCUCAGGCUUUAAAUGGACCCGGUUGUCCUUCUUCACCUCAGCUGGGUGACGGUGCGCGUAAAAGCGGAACUAGGAGUCUGACGCUGGACUGCAUCAAGAAGAAGAGCCGUGAGGUCACCAUUAUCUGAGCAGACUGGUCCGAAGCUUAG
This is a messenger RNA of Syngnathus acus (greater pipefish), 1266 nucleotides long. RefSeq names its product ring finger protein 41, like (gene rnf41l). The transcript has 5 exons. The record is from RefSeq and is a predicted model, not a curated record. Gene Ontology annotation, molecular function: zinc ion binding. Lineage: Eukaryota; Metazoa; Chordata; Actinopteri; Syngnathiformes; Syngnathidae. The coding region runs from base 136 to 1245 and encodes 369 amino acids.